Beta vulgaris subsp. vulgaris (sugar beet) is the source of this 2021-nucleotide messenger RNA. RefSeq names its product receptor-like cytosolic serine/threonine-protein kinase RBK2. Gene Ontology annotation, biological process: protein phosphorylation. Gene Ontology annotation, molecular function: ATP binding; protein kinase activity. Bases 363 to 1793 code for a protein of 476 amino acids. The record is from RefSeq and is a predicted model, not a curated record. Lineage: Eukaryota; Viridiplantae; Streptophyta; Magnoliopsida; Caryophyllales; Amaranthaceae. The transcript has 9 exons.
AACGUCCUCCCUCCAGGCUCCACAUGUCAGCCCCCCGGCUGCUUUGCGUCUCUGUUUGAGCUAAAGAGAGAGAAAAAUAGGGGUUGUACUAUGUUUUAAUCGGAUGAAUAAGGGGAUUAAUGCCCAAAAUUUCCAAUUAAGGCAAUGGAUUCAUCUUCAACCCUAACAAUAUUAUUCAUAAUCACCCAAUUUUGGAGCCAAAAAAAUUGUGGGCAAAUGCGUGAAAUUUCUGGGUUUUUUCAACAACUCUUAAAAACAACAAACAAAAUUGCAUUAAAAGCACAAACGCCUUUGUCUUUCCCACUUCCUCUUUUUCUUCCUUUUCGUCUUCUUCUCAUUCUUUGUUUUUCUUGUUGCUUUUAAUGGAGGCUUCUAAAAAUGCACAUUCUGGUUUGGCUGACAAGUUUGCUAGGAAAAUACCAGCAGUGAAGCCUAUAGUAAGAAGUAGGACCUUUGGAUCCUUGUUUUCUUUAACUGCUCAAGACUUCCGAUCCUUAAAUAUACAAAAGCAUGUAAAUGACAAUAACUCGUCAAGAGGAGUAGCGGAAGUUUGCGGGAAACAUGUAAAUUCACAAAAAGAAUCACAAGCAAAGGCUGCAACUAUUUGUAUUCCUUCCAAAACUCAUUUUCGAUGGAGAAAACUUUACAAAACAUGGAAAAAGAAAUCACUUAAACACCUAUCAAGUUCAAGUUCUGUAAAAAAGAUAUGCAGUAAAGUGCUUCGAAGGGAAGAUAAUGUGCCGACCCCACAUGUCGAUGCUGGUUUGUGCCAAAUGAAGGCUUCUUGGAAGAUCUUCUCCUUUUCUGACCUUCAAAAGGCAACCAACAAUUUUAGUGAAGAGAACUUGAUUGGAAAAGGUGGCUUUGCAGAAGUUCAUAAAGGGUGUUUAAAAGGAGGACAGCUGGUGGCUGUCAAGCGCCUAACUAUAGAAACACAUGAAGAAAGGGCUACUAGCUUUCUUUCGGAGCUCGGUAUCAUUGCGCAUGUAGAUCAUCCUAAUACAGCUAAAUUAAUUGGCUAUGGUGUAGAGAGGGGACUCUACAUUGUUUUGGAAUUGUCGUCUCUUGGGAGUCUGGGCACUCUUCUGAAUGCAGGUUCAAAGGAAAACUUACAGUGGGGAAUUAGGUAUAAAAUUGCAUUAGGGACUGCUGAUGGUCUCAUGUAUCUUCAUGAGGAGUGUCAAAGGAGAAUUAUCCACAGAGACAUCAAAGCUGAUAAUAUAUUGCUUACUGAGAACUAUGAGCCUCAGAUAUGUGACUUUGGACUUGCAAAAUGGUUACCAAGACAAUGGACUCAUCACAAUAUAACCAAAUUUGAAGGCACUUUUGGUUAUUUUGCUCCGGAGUACUUCAUGCACGGCAUAGUGGAUGAGAAAACUGAUGUCUAUUCUUUUGGGGUGCUGCUUUUGGAGCUUAUUACAGGACGCAGAGCUUUCAGCAAUGAAAAUCAAAGCAUUCUGCUAUGGGCCAAACCUUUUCUUGAUGAACAUGACCUGAAGCAGCUUGUUGAUCCCAUGCUUGGUGAUGACUAUGAUGAAGAGGAGUUGGAUCGCAUGGUCUUGACUGCCGCCCUGUGUACACAACAAACUUCAGUUUUACGGCCCCGAAUGAAUCAGGUCGUUAUUCUGCUCAGAGGUGACGAUCAUGAUCCCAAGAAUGCGAACAGAACCCAAAUCCAGAAUCUUCGUAGAACAUACUCAGAAGAGCUCUUGGAUGCCAAAGAAUACAACUCAACAAAGCAACUAAAUGACCUUCGACGCAUUAGACAGGUUGCCUUUGCUUCCAUGGAGUGAAUGAAACCUUUAUCUAAGUAGUCUUCAGGUAUUGCAGAGACAAAGUAGUCAUGACCUCCCAUUCGAUUCUUUUUCUUGACAGUUAUAGUUGUAUAAUGUAUAUGUUCACCUCAAAGUAACCGCAACAACGGGUGUGUAUAUAUCACAGAAUUGGCUUUGCAUGUUCAGAUUGGAAAGAGCAUGAGCACAUUACCGUUAUAAUUCCAAAUUAUGCCUCCAUUUGAUUAA